Molecule: messenger RNA, 1174 nt
Organism: Austrofundulus limnaeus
Lineage: Eukaryota; Metazoa; Chordata; Actinopteri; Cyprinodontiformes; Rivulidae
Gene: xpnpep1
Product: X-prolyl aminopeptidase (aminopeptidase P) 1, soluble
Molecular function (GO): metalloaminopeptidase activity
Source: RefSeq, a predicted model, not a curated record
CGCUGCGUCUAGUGGAAGGAACGACGGUCACGUGACUGAUGACGUCACCGACGAAAUGGCAGCCUCCGCAUUUGUGAAUUGACACACGGUCCUAGCUGGUAAACAAAAAGUGCUUCGAUUUCCAAGAGGAGAAUCGCUCCCUCAAAGGCGGAAGGCCUGGACUCCACUAUGUCUCCAAAGAUCACAGGGGAGUUGCUCCGACUGCUUCGGCAGGCAAUGAGGAAUUGUAAAUACUUCUCUGAGCCUUUACAGGCCUACAUAGUCCCAUCAGGAGAUGCACACCAGAGUGAAUACAUUGCACCAUGUGACUGCAGACGUGAAUUUAUUUGUGGAUUUAAUGGAUCUGCAGGUACAGCCAUUGUCACAGAGCAGCAUGCUGCAAUGUGGACUGAUGGUCGAUACUUCCUCCAGGCCAGCCAGCAGAUGGACAACAACUGGUCUCUAAUGAAGAUGGGACUGAAGGAAACACCAUCUCAGGAGGAUUGGCUGAUCAGCGUCUUGCCUGAGAACUCCAAAGUGGGAGUGGAUCCUUGGAUCAUUGCUGCUGACCAGUGGAAGCACAUGUCCAAGGCACUGACCAGUGCAGGCCACUCACUGGUGGCUGUGCAGGACAACCUGAUUGAUGCAGUCUGGAUGGACCGCCCAGAAAGACCGAGCACGCAGCUCCAUGUGCUGGGAUUGGAACACACAGGUAUUUCCUGGCAGGACAAGGUUACCGCACUACGAGGCAAGAUGACAGAGAGGAAAAUCACCUGGUUUGUUGCCACAGCACUGGAUGAGAUUGCAUGGCUUUUCAACCUCCGUGGUGCAGAUAUUAAUUACAACCCAGUUUUCUUUGCGUAUACAAUAGUAGGAAUGAACUCCAUCAGUGAUGGAACCACAGACGUCACACGCACAAUGCAUUUUGGAACGCCAUCUGUUUUUGAGAAGGAAUGCUUUACUUACGUCCUGAAGGGACACAUCGCUGUCAGUGCUGCUGUUUUCCCCAACGGAACAAAAGGUCACCUCUUGGACUCAUUUGCCCGUGCAGCGCUGUGGGAAGCAGGACUAGACUACCUUCACGGUACGGGUCACGGUGUGGGCUGCUUCCUCAACGUCCACGAAGGGCCCUGCGGCAUCAGCUACAAAACCUUCGCGGACGAACCCCUGGAGGCUGGCAUGAUUGUCAGUGACG